AUGGCGGAUGCGGCCAUGUCUCCACCCAGCGAAGGUGAGGUGAAGAUGGAGAUCGAUCAGGCCGAUAGCAGACCUGCCCUUACCCCACCCACGAGCGAGAAUACUGAUAAAAAGGACGACGAAUCUGGAUCAGAGCUAUCUGAUCUGGAGCCGGAAGAACCUUUAGAGGAACAUCCUGUUCAACCGAAGGUAGAGGAUGAGGAAGAGAUUGUUCCGGACCACUACUAUGAUGGUGGGAAAGUGCCCGUUUUCAAGCCUACUAUGAACCAAUUCCGCAGUUUCAAAGAAUUCAUCCAGAAGAUCGACAAGUAUGGCAUGAAGUCAGGCAUUGUCAAGGUCAUUCCCCCUAAAGAAUGGCGCGAUUCUCUCCCUUCACUCGACGAACAAGUCAAGACCAUCAAAGUCAAGAAUCCUAUUACACAGGAAUUCCAUGGUACCCACGGCACUUAUACACAAGCCAACAUAGAGAAACAGCGUUCGUACAACCUGCCGCAAUGGAAAGCCUUGACCGAAGAGAGCAGUCAUCAGCCACCAGCGAAGCGAGGCGAGCGUCGGCGUAACCAGGAAAAGCCUAUCAGAGCGCCUCCUGCACGAGUGCGAAAUCCUCCUGGUACAAAUACGGGCCCAAAGAAAAGGGGGCCUGGUCGUCCUAGGAUCCGUCCGUUGGCGGCUACUGUUGAAGAGAAUGAAAAGGAGGCCGCUCAAGACGCAAAUGGCAGUAGAGUAGAGACACCGCUCACGCCCGUUUCGCCACCACUGAAGCCAAAGAAAAUGAAGAAAGAACAGUUCAGUGACGACGAAACACCCAAGUCUAAAGGCCGUCAACCAAAGUCCGGUCAAUCAAAAUCGGUUUCGUCUAGGAGACAACAUAACCGUCGAGAUCAAGCAGAUGUGGUAGACGAGGAGGCUUUCCAAGACUUUGAUUAUCGCGUCUACAACCAGGGAGAAUGGACCACGGAGCGCAUACAGGAGCUUGAAACAGCAUACUGGAAGAGCUUGAAUUUUAGUAAUCCGUUGUACGGUGCCGAUAUGCCAGGAUCUCUUUUCGACGACUCAACCAAGGAGUGGAAUGUCGCAAAGCUUGAAAACCUUUUGGACGUUCUGGGUCAAUCGGUGCCCGGUGUUAACACGGCGUACCUUUACCUGGGUAUGUGGAAGGCUUCUUUUGCUUGGCAUUUGGAAGAUGUGGAUCUCUACAGUAUCAACUACAUUCAUUUUGGGGCUCCAAAGCAGUGGUACAGUAUCUCACAAGCAGAUGCGCGGAAGUUUGAAACAACCAUGCGAUCAAUCUGGCCAAACGAUGCAAAGAACUGCGAUCAGUUCCUCCGCCACAAGACCUACCUCAUUUCGCCUCAACUUCUCGAAUCGCAGCACAAGAUCAAGGUCAACCGCCUUGUCCACAACGAAGGAGAGUUCGUCAUCACUUUCCCGUAUGGCUAUCAUUCGGGCUACAAUCUCGGCUACAAUUGCGCUGAAUCUGUCAAUUUUGCUACUGAGGCUUGGUUGGAUUACGGCAAAGUCGCGAGAAAGUGCAAUUGUGAAGCUGACAGUGUCUGGGUUGAUGUUCGAGAUAUCGAGCGAAAGCUUCGUGGUGAGCCCACUCCCGAGUACUACGAAGAGACUGAAGACGAGGAAGACGACGAGGAUGAUGAGCCUACUGAUCUGCCUACACCUCCGAGCAGCGACAAGGGCAAACCCAAACGAAGUCACAAGAGAAAGAGGGACGCCAACGAGAAAGACACCAAGCCAAAGAUCAAGAAGUUACGAAUUAAGAUGAAAGCGCCUGCAUAUGAGCCUUGCACACUGUGUCCGAACGAUAACUCUUAUGAAGAGCUGCUGCCGACUGACAAUGGCCACAAAGCUCAUCGGCGUUGUGGUCUUUAUACUCCCGAGACCUACAUAUCCGAGGAAGGAGGGUGUGAAAAGAUCUGCGAUGUCGCUCACAUUGAUAAAGCUCGCUUGGAACUGAAAUGCAACCACUGUCGCAGCAAAAAGGGGGCUGUCUUCCAGUGCUCCCAGAAGAAGUGUGUUCGAGCGUUUCACGCAACGUGCGCAGCUCAAGCCGGAGUGCUCGUCGACAUCGGUCUCGUGCCAGUGUACGGAGAGGACGGGACCGAGUACACGGACACUGGGAUUGACUUCCGAUGUCGCAUCCACCGAGGCAGAAGAGGGAAGAAUGUUGAAGGUGCUCAUCUUGAGGAGAAUACUUUGAUAAGGAAGACUGCACUCAAGCUUCCCGUUGGAGAAGUGGUCCAGAUGCAGUAUCUUCACGGAGACAUCUUCGCUGGUGUUGUCUUGGAAAAUCGGAAAAGCGAGCAGACGCUGUUGAUCCACGUUCUGCCAAGGGGGGACAAGAUCGAGGUCGAAUACAAGUGGCUGCUUGUCUUUGAUCCCAUCAACUCUCAGCUGCCAAUGCCUUCUGAAAAUGCCAAGCCUCUGCCCGCUGAGCUGGCCCGCAAAUCUCGAACUACUGCCGAAGAUCCUGCGAACAACGACGAUCCUAAACCAAACGAUCCUUUCGGUGACCCUGAUAGCAAUUUCCGCUGGGAGGAGUUCGACUCUUGCAAAGCCUUCCGGAACCCGGCUCAGGUAAAGAUCGACAUUGACAAGCCGAGCAAGCUGUGGUACUAUCUUGGCAAAUCAUCUACUGAAGCAAAAGCCCAUUACACUGCACAUUUAGCCAUCCAGCAGAACGACCCGACUGCGAAUUUCCUGGAGAGCGUCAGGAUUGCCUCAGUAGCCGCUGCAGCUGCGAAGCCACCUGCCCAGCGAGUACCUUACUCAGCUUCGUACCCAUCUGGUAUCAAUCAUCAAAAUGCCCUAAACGCUCCCCGUACUGGCGCCAACGUCCAUGUGCCACAGGUCAAGCCACAGCCCAAGGCCGCGGCAACCCAGUAUACGAAGCCAGCAGCCACCAAGGAACGGCCAUACCACGGCAAAUAUGCUAUCACGGAUCCAAUAGCUGCUCAGUACAAGCCUAAACCCGGUGUCAAUGUCGACGCGCAAGCAUUGUACAACCAGCGUGCAUUCCAAAACGCAGCGGCUUCCCAGCUUCCGCAACAGUACCACAGCCAUCAAAAUCCUGGCUAUCGAGCUCCACAAGCAUCCAUGGGAGCUGCAGCUCCUACAGCACCCAUGAUGUCUGGACAGCCCCAAGCGCCUCAAGAUCCCAGGAGUCGAACUAAGUACAGUUAUAACUACAACCGAACUGCUAUGCCGUGCCAGCAAGCCCAGGCUCGGCCGCAAUAUUCUCAAGAGCAGCACAGUCAGCCGCUGCAUACGCCUCAGCCUGCACCAUACUCUCGGCCUCAAGCUCCCGUUGCCAACAUGAUGGGCGUCCCUUUUACGACUACCACUCCUAUUGCUAACCAGCACACCUUCAGUAGACCGUCAUCGGCUCAGCGACGCCCAUCAUCAGUAUCCAGUGCCCCCGAAAAAUCUAUCGUAUUGACAGCGCUAGUACCAGAGACGAAGAAAAUUUCUCGCAUUAAUGUCUCAGAGAGGUAUACUUAUCUUCACGAUGCGGAGAAGGCUCGUCCCCAAGUUUAUCAGUCACCAUACGCUCUUGGAGGGGGCUUCAGUUCUGCUUAUCUACCAGCUCCGGCCGCUGCACCCAAGACCCGACCAAGAGGCCCUAGUAUCAGUGAAGAGUACCUCAUGACGCGUACACCAAGCCAGCAAGAGCAAAUCAGCCAGAACUCCAUGGAAGCUAAGGUCAAGGCCCAACAAUACCAGCAUCAACAGCAAUUGCAGCGUGGCCAGAGCAUAAGCCAAAUCCAGACACAAGGCCAAAGUCAUAGUCGCAGCAACAGUAUCAAACAAGAAUAUCAACAGCCUCAGCACGUGCAGAUGUCAGCUAUUCAGCAACCUCAGCCAUCUUACCACCACCCUUCGCCCCAAGCGUACCGCAAUUUUCAUACGAACCCCCAAUCCUACCAGCAAUACAACCAUUACUCACCCUCCUAUGCUGCCAGCUCACUUCAUCAUCAGCCACAACCUCAUCAGUAUCAUCAGUCCGAUCAUCAGCCUUAUCAUCAUCAUCAAUCUCCGAAUUAUCCGACCCACUACCAACAGCCACAGACGUAUCAAGCGAACCACAGUCAGCAACAAGCGCAGUAUCAAUCCCCACAAGACUUCCAACUGCAACUCCAACGCGAAGCCCAGCAUUCUCCGCAAGGCGGAUGGUUGGACCAAUUCUCACGCGGCCUCCAGAACGCAGCUAACCACGGCGGUAGCCAAGGAGUACCCGUAUACAGCGGCGCAAGUAGCUAUGGCGGCAUAGGCUAUAGCAGUGGUGAAGGUGGCCAAGGCAGUCCGCUGAAGUACGAAAUGGGCGGAGCUGGCACGGAAAUGCUGCCUAUGAUGCGAGAGGGAGGGAGGUACUGA
Molecule: messenger RNA, 4386 nt
Organism: Letharia columbiana
Lineage: Eukaryota; Fungi; Ascomycota; Lecanoromycetes; Lecanorales; Parmeliaceae
Exons: 5
Coding region: 1-4386 (1461 amino acids)
Biological process (GO): chromatin remodeling
Cellular component (GO): nucleus
Molecular function (GO): histone H3K36 demethylase activity; histone H3K9 demethylase activity
Source: RefSeq, a predicted model, not a curated record